AUGUUGGCUCCCCUGUGGCUGCUUAGCCUUUCUGUCCCCAGUCUGUGGGCAGAGAUAUUAAUCAGAUGUUCCUAUAAGAGUCUCUGCCAGCAGGCCCUAGUCUCAGGCAAUGAUGUUGUCCUGCAAUGUGACUACCCCAAGGCACUCUGGUACUUCUCUCCCAUUCUGGGGGAAGAUCCCUUCCUGCUCUCCUCUGUGCCGAACAUAAAGAAACUUCCUGGGGGCAGCCUUCAACUGACCAACCCUCAGCCCUCGCAGACAGGCCUCUAUCACUGCCAGGACAGUGACAAUGCCCUUGUGGUAGAGUACGAGAUUGACUUCCAAGAUGUCAGCACCCUGCACAUCACCCACAAAGGCCUGGGCCAGAAGCCCCUGCAGAAUGAGACCCUGAGUCUGGGUGGUCGUGUGCUCGUCUUCACCCACUGGGAGCCCUGGCAGGACUGUAACCGCUGCGGGGAGCCCGGGGAGCGGAAGCGGCUGGGCUACUGCUACAUCGAGGAGCCCCAGGAAAAAGCCAUGCCGUGCUGGCUCUACCUGAGAGGGGAGAAGACCCACUCCAGCCGUCUGCGGACUGAACUGCAGGUGGAAGCCUGUCUUGCACCCUGCGACCAUGUCAAGGAAACCAACCAGCCAUACUUCAUCUUUGACAUUUACCCAUUGGGCAAGUUGACCAACAACAUGUGGCUUACCUGCCCCUUGGCCUCCAUCUACAGGUGA
Molecule: messenger RNA, 717 nt
Organism: Neogale vison (American mink)
Lineage: Eukaryota; Metazoa; Chordata; Mammalia; Carnivora; Mustelidae
Product: protein FAM187B-like
Exons: 1
Coding region: 1-717 (238 amino acids)
Source: RefSeq, a predicted model, not a curated record